AGUUCACACACAAAAGCGAAUACGUCGCGAAAAGUAGCAGCCGAGUAGUGAGAGAAGAGCCACACACAAUCCUGCUGAAGCGAAAGAUUAGGGCUGAGGAAAAAAAAUCCCAACACAUUUUUCACCGAUUUCCUGUGCUAAAAAUCACCCGUCGCUAGUCGCGAAAUGUUGGCUACGGUUUUCCCCGUUCGGUUUCGGUUGUCGCACCGUUGAACGUGAUCGAUUUGGCUGAGAAAAGUGCCCUUCUUUCGUCGUCGGGAGAAAGAACCUCCUGAAGUUUUUUUUUUCUUUUCCACGGGUCGAGAGACAGAAAGAAAGAAUACUGCUAGGGCUGACUGCCAGUGCCAGCCAGCCAGCCAUCGCCGCAGGAAUUUACGGUGGUGUGCGUGUGCAAGUCGCAAGUGUGUGUUUUGUGUGCAACGCUACGAACCCAAGAAGAACAAGAAGGAGGCAUCCCACCCCUGCCGCUGCUUGCACUCGAUCGGUCGGUUGGGCGAGUGUGCGGAAUCCGAAGUUCAUAUCAACAAGAAGAGAAAAGACUGUUGUGGAAUAUUUUGGUGGUGUGUUGUCGUCGUUGUCCCUUGUGGGAUAAGUUUUUGGAAGUGCCGGUGGGCAGCAGCAGCAGCAGCAGAAGAAGAAAAUACAAGCAGCAACAGGAAGCGCAGCCGGAGAAGCAACUUCCCGUGAUUUGCUGCCGCUUGAGCCCCCAACAGAAGUCGGAGAGUCAACCCGGUGCGGAAAAAUGUGCGAUGUUUGCUCGGGGUUUCUGAAUCUGCUGGGGUCAUACGAAUCCCGUCUCGCCAACAAUGAAACGGAACAUCCGGUGUUUCUCGCCAAGCGCGAAAUCGAAACCGUCAUCGGCUACAUCCAGUGCUGGCCGGCGCGGCAGUGCAUGUGCUGCUACCGGGAUCCGAAGAACUUCGAGCGCUUCAACUUGGUAGUGCAGGCCAUCGUCUACUUUACGGUGUAUCAGCUGAAGAACAUCAAGGCUCUGCUGGACCGUGAGGAGCAGAAGUUAGCGGCUGCAGGACCGUCGUCCUCCUCACCGUCAUCAUCAGCGUCGCCGUCGUCGUCGUCUUCCUCGUCGACCAGUAGUAAAGAUGACGAGAAGGAAGAGCCAGGUUCCGGUAAAGGGCUAGAUGAACAGCCUGUUGUUGUUGUUCAGGAUGAUGCCAAGUCAGAGAAGCAGGAAGGCGAAGAGGAGCAGAAGGAACGGAAGCAGCAGCAGCAACAGCAGUCGGAGGCUGCCACACUAGACGACUGCUGGACGCUGCUAGAUGUUGAGAAGCUUUUGCUGCUAUCGUCCAAGGCAUUUCUGCUCAACUUUCCCCUCUACGUCGCCUACAAGCAUGGUGUUCACGCCCGGAUGGACGAAAUUUCCCCGCAGGAAGCGCAAACUUUGAGCAUCUUUUGCGACCUGCACGAUAACGAAAUCCCGGCAUUCCUGCUGAGGAACGUUUCCCUGUUUUGCACCUCCGGUGGAUUCGAUGCCAUGAUGAGUAGCUUUGACCACCAGAAUCUGCCGGUUCCGAUUGCCCAUGCCAUCACGGCGGCCAUUUCCAAUCUAAAACUCUGGAUCAACUAUCGUUCGAUCAUUCAACUAUUUAUUCCGAUACGAGUGAAAAUUUUGCAGUACAUGUGUAAGCUAUCGGAUCAGGAUUUGCGAUCCCCGGCGACCAAGUCGAUGGCAGACUUCAUGUGGACGGCGAUCAAAGAUCCGCUGGAUUCGCAAAUAACCUUCGACACGGAGGGCCUAGCGCUGGCAUUCAAAUACUUCACCAGUUCGACGCUGACGAUGCGAUUGGCAGGAAUGGCUCAGAUCAACGCCCACAUCAACCUGUUCAACGAGAUCUGCACCACGGAAACCGUUGCCGAGGUGGAAGUCGUCGGCCAAAAACUGGCCGAUUGGUUAACGGAAAACCAGAUAAUCUCCCAUCUCUUUGGACCGAAUUUGCACGUGGAAGUCAUCAAGCAGAGCCACAUCGUGUUGAACUUUCUAGCCGUCGAGAAUCAAAUAACCGAGGAGCACAUUACCCUCAUAUGGCAAGCAGCUCAGCUGAAACAUUGCUCCAAACCUAUCUACGACAUUCUGCCGUCGCUGGUGAAGAACCUUGCUCCACGUCCCGCGUCUCAUCUAUACGCGCUUCUUUCCCGUCUCGAUCCCAAGGAGCACACCGAACAGUCCAUCUACAUUGCAUCAGCUCUGACCAAGUUAAUCUGGGCCCGGGACUGCUCCCGUCUAACACUGAUGGACCUGGCGAAAAAUAACGUUCUCCGGGAAGCUGCUGCAGUUGCAGCAGCAGCGGCAGCUGCCGUUCGAGAAGCCGACUUACCAUCCAGCUCGGAGAAUUCCGUCUCCGUCGAUGGGAGCAACAGCGAAGACGAACCCCAGGAAGAGGACAGUUCCGAUCCGGAUCACCCAGUAAGUGCGGUUGCGGCUGCAGCAGCUGCAGCCGUGGCCGCUGCCGCGUCAGCACGAACACAUCGAAUACCGCCGGGUGCGGUUCCACCCAUCGUUGCUGGUCCUUCCUCGUUGUCGUCGGGAGCCGUGGCCGCAGCAGUCGUAGGACAGAAGAACACUGCGGUCAAAGCGGCGGCGGCGGCGAUAGCAGCAGCUGCCGUUGCCAGCCUUAUGGAGGCAGAUGAAUCGGACUCCGGAGUGGCGGCACCACCCCCUUGCAAACAAGCGAGACACAAGAACUGCUGUGAUGAGACGACCGAUGAUAGUAUUAAGGUAGAACCGGACAUCUACGACGUUGACCAGCGGUUGAAGGAUAAAAUGCGCAUUCCACUGAUGAGCCGUUCCCUGGCGGCCGCUUCCGGUUUCACCGAGGAUGCCGGCACCAGCAGCGAAGAGGACUGCCUGGACAUGAGCGAAGCAUUUUCCACCAUGCGCAAGAAGAUGCUCCGGAAGAAGCGGAAGAAAAUCAGUGGACUCACCCGGAAGGAACUGCAGGAGAUGGCCGAGAGCGUGUCGGAUGUGGAGGACAGUGACCUGCUGGCGGCCAUGCUCCCGGAUAGCGACUGUAGUGAUACGAAUCUGCAGAGCUCGGUGCUGAGGCAUAUGGGCGGUCAUCAUGGCCCAGUUGGUCCGGUAGGGCCAGAACCGGGCACUAGUGGAGGACCACCGGUGGUGGGCGAUGACGUGCCACCGUUUAUGGGUGCCAUGAGUGAAGGACAUUUGAUCAACUUUUUGAACGCCACCGAGAACGAUGGAAGCUGCUCGUCGCCGCUAAGUAACAAAUCCGAAAAGAACAUGGGUGACUUUGACGACGAGGAUUCCCCGUGUGAAGAGGAACUGGUUGAACUGGCAGCUCGAGCACAAUGUUUACAUCAGCAAUUUCCACUGCCGAGGCCACGCUCUCUGGGACCCGGCUCUUUGGUACAUGGAUCGCCGCAGGCCCGAACGAAUACUCCAAAUAUCACUCUGACGCGGGCACAUCACGAUCGCUUGUCGAGUUCCGGCGGAAGUAUCGGUCCGAUGACGCAUCCCAUGACGCCCAGUGUGUCCAGCAGUGGUACUCCAACGUCCACCGGGGGCAAGGGAAAGAUGGGUUCGACGCCAAUUGGAGGAAAGACUCCACAGGCACCGUCCAAGGAAAUGUUGGCCGCUGCUGCUGCUGCGAGUGCGAGUGGAAGUGCUGGUAGUAGCGGAAGUCUUGGAGCACCUUCGUCACCAAAUUACAGGUUCCCCGAUGUGUGCCAGCCGGGAAAUACUCUGCUGUGGGAUUUGUUACAGGAUGAUAAGAUUGGUCAAUUGGGUGAAUGCCUCGCCCUGGAAGCGGAGAAAGUUCUUGGUACCCUUCUGUGCUUUCACACGGAUAAGAUUAUCCGAACGCGGUUCAUCGAGGGAUGUCUGCAGAACCUGGCGGAGAACCGUAGCGUUGUAACGAGUUUGCGAUUGCUGCCGAAGCUGUUCGCAUCGUUCCAACAAUUCAGGGACGUCACUACUCACCAGGUCGUUCUGUGGGCCGAACGGCACCAUCGCAUGAUGCACCAUUUCUUCAACAAUCUGAAACACUACACCACCGAGGCAGGGCGGAGCGGUCGGCAGUCCGGCACUCUCGGCAUAGUGUUAAAUCAGAAUGGAAUACCGCUGUACUCGCAUGUGACGCAAAUUCAGGUCCGCUUGCAGUUCCUGUCGUCCGUUUUUAGCGACGUUGGAUCGCCGCGAAACUUCAAGUUGACGCUCAGUCAGGUCGAUACCGUGUGGGCUUGUCUGGCUAAUGAUCAGGAGUGCAGUGAUUGUCUGUUUGCGUGGCUGCAAGGUCAGGUCAAAGGCGGAGACACUCAUGCAUUGGGCAUCAAUGCGAUCCAACAUUUGUACUUGAAGAGGCUGUCGGAGUUGAAACCGGAAGGGAUUUCGAUGGUGGCGUUGGGAUUGUUCCAACAGUUGUUCACCUUGGGAAGAGAGGAGAUCAUCAGUCAUCCCAGUGAGAGUCAGGAGUCGAGUGACUCGGUUGGAAUGGAACAUUUGUGGAAGAUUGCGUUGCGGGCGUACAAUACGGACGUUUCGUUGACGGCAAUCCAGUACAUCAACACUUACUACAUGGAGAAACAGCUGAAGUAUGAAAAUCAAUUUGUAGCCCAGUGUAUGAAUCACUUGACGCAGGCUGUGGAAGAGCUGAAUCGUCAGGGACCGGGGUCGGAGAAUGCUUUGAUGUGUGUACAGCGGGCAUUGAUGCUCUUGAACACUCACCUGGAAACAUUCCGGAGAAGGUACGCCUACCAUUUAAGGCGGUGGGCCUUGGAAGGGAAGGAGGUGGGUAUGCACAGUGCAUUGCGAAGCGAGGGACCAGGUCCUCCAAUUCGAAUUGUUCUACAACCGGCAGGAGUGCCGGAAAAAUCCGUACUUCAUCUGCACGCUACCGAUUUGGUGGCCGAUCUGAAAGCGGAGAUCGCCAAAUGGUGGGAAACGAUCCAGGGUACAGUGAAAUCUGCCCACAACGAAACCACUGCCCGAACUGGAACCGGUGCGGUUCUUGGUCUUCUCCUGAGUGAGGGACCUCUGCGAAUAAUCACCCAAGGUCAGGAAAUUACCGCCGAAUACGACGAACGCAGCCUUGCCGAUGUCGGAUUCAAGGACAACCAAAUGGUGUACGUCUCCAUGGGAAGUCGUGGAGGUCGUCGCCGGGAUCAUCACGACCAUCCCUCGAUGCAACCGCCACCUCCGAAAGACUGCCUUCCGACGCUGCUCCUGCUCAAAAGUCCUUACUUCGAGCAACUGUUCAAACUAAUGCAAACCCUAGGUGACAUGAAACUGGUCGGCCCAGGAGGUCGAAUCCAACCCAACACAAAAGCCCAGCUCCUUUCCCGGAGGGUAUGGGACAUCCUAGCCAUGCUCCCAACGGCUCCGACCUUCUUCAGUACCCUAAAGAACCUCACCUUCAAAGAACCAGAUUCGGAACCUUCCAUAGACAUGGAUUGCCCGGACAUCCCACAGUACACUCUCAAGGAGAUUCUCGAACCGCACAAUCUGCAGAAAUUCAUGUACUCCCUGCACAUCGUAGAAAGCCUCUGCAAGUCGAAGUUCAUGGGCAGUUGCUGUAGCGGUGGAGGUCCAGGAAGCGCCCCAGUCAAUCCCGGCCCCAUCGGGGUCCCGAUCGCUGCCACUACGUCCGGUAUGCCGGGAGGAUCCCGCUCAGCCAUCGGACCCAGCGCCAGCAGUGCGAAAAGCUUGUCCGUUAAGAAUCAGCUGAAGUUGAAGAUUUCCACCUCAAAGUCGUUGAAGAUGCAGAAUCAAAAGCUGGCCAAACAACAGGCACAGAUACUGGGAGUUAGCAACAGCAAUAGCAGCAGCAGUAGUGUAGGGAUGACUUCCCCCGGUAAGAGGUGCGUUUCUCCUUCCGGGGAGAAGCGGAUGGAUUUGAGUGAUGGCGGUGGAGAUGGGAAGGGAAGCUCGAGCGAAACGGAGAAUAAGGAAAAUAAGAUUGAGGGGAACGGGUCGGAGAAGGGGGAUCAAAAGGAUGAUGGGAAGGAAGAGGAGAAGGAAGUGUUGGCAGGCGGUGAAGUGGAAAGUCGAAUUCAACCGGAUCACCCACAACUUUCGCCGCCACCGCCCCCAAAGUUACCGAGCAGUCCGGCCAGCGCGUCGCUGGAGUGGAGCGAGCAGUUCAUCAAGUGCGGUGGCCUGGCUCACCUUUAUCAGAUCUUCAUUUCCGGUGUACUGCAGAAGCAGUCCAUCGCCAAGGAUGGGGACGACCUGAACGAGUGGCGUCAUGAUUGCCUGGCGAGCUUGCUGCGGAUACUCUGCCUGCUGGGCAUGGAGGAAUUCAAACCGGAAAACGAGAAUGCCAUCAUCAUUCCGAAACUUAAUCGGCACACUCUGGCACUGAUGGAGGUUCGACCAACGCUGGAACGGAUAGCGGGUAUUUUGAAUGAGGAAUCCCAUCCGUUGAGUCCGCACCACUUCAAGACGGGUCUGUUCGGACGGGCUCAGGUCAUUCACUAUGCGAUGAACCUGUUGGUUUGCUAUGCCCAUUCGUUGGCGGAUGUGAGGUCUACGUUGUGGAAGGUUGAUGCCAACCUAGCAUGGGUUCAGCGAUUAAUUUUGGAUGAUCCGGAACCAGCCGUACGAAGAGAGGCCUGCGCAGCACUCUAUAGGAUGUGUUUGGGUAAUGCUCAGACCUACUAUGAAUUGAUGGCUCCGUUGCUGUCCAAAUUGGUAGCUCUGUUGCCACUGGCGGAAAAAAUGCGACCUCAGAGCCAAGCGUAUCAUCUAUCACCGGACGAAGGUAAAGAACCGUACGGUCCAGCCUGUCGGGACUACUUUUGGUUGUUGUGUCGGUUGGUGGAUUCGUUGUCUCCGGAAUUGGUGAAGGAUUGCGGAGGAGAGCUUAGUCGGAAACCCGGAUCGAUCGGAAUCGAGUCCAUGUGCCGGCAGGUUUCCAAGAGCAUCCUGGAUCGAGAUUAUCUGGAAAGUCGUCACGGAAGUCCCGAUGAUGGACUGUUUGGUUUGCUGAAUUUGAUGGCCAAUCUGGUAAAGUUCGACCCGCAGUUCAAGUUCAGCGAAGACGGCCAGGAGUUUAUCGGGAAAAUCUUCCAAUCGUUGUUUGAGCUUCCAUCCCCGGACGACCGCGAGAAGCCGAAGUGCAAGAGCCACGGAGCACGCGCUGCAGCCUACGAUUUGCUGGUAGAAAUGUGUAAAAGUGCUCCGAAAAACUACCUGCUACUCCACGGAAAGCUUAUGCUACAGCACCGGGCAGGUCCCCAUUCGCCGUAUCCCUGGGACUACUGGCCAAGGGACGAAGGUCGAUCUGAGUGCGGCUACGUUGGACUAACUAAUCUGGGAGCAACCUGCUACAUGGCUUCCUGUAUCCAGCAUCUUUUCAUGACUCCCCAAACGAGGGAUGCCAUCCUGUCGAUUUCUCCGGAUGGGCCACAGAAGCACAAGGCCACCCUGUACGAACUGCAGCGGAUGUUUGCCUACCUGAUGGAGUCGGAACGGAAGGCCUACUGUCCGCGGUCAUUCUGUCGGGUGUAUCAGAUGGACCAUCAACCGUUGAACACGGGGGAACAGAAGGACAUGGCCGAGUUUUUCAUCGACCUGGUAUCGAAGCUGGAGGAGAUGACCCCGGAAUUGAAGACCCUGGUGAAGCGAGUGUUCUGCGGAGUCAUCAGCAAUAAUGUCGUGUCAUUAGAUUGUGGUCACGUGAGUCGAACGCUGGAGGAGUUCUAUACGGUUCGGUGUCAGGUGGCGGAUAUGCGUAAUCUGCACGAAUCUCUGGACGAGGUCACCGUCAAAGAUACGCUGGAGGGGGACAACAUGUACACGUGUUCCCAGUGCGGCAAGAAGGUCCGCGCCGAGAAGCGAGCGUGUUUCAAGAAACUUCCGCAGAUUCUGUGCUUCAACACGAUGCGGUACACGUUCAACAUGGUGACGAUGCUGAAGGAGAAGGUCAACACCCAUUUCAGCUUUCCGAUGCGGCUGGACAUGUCCGGGUACGUGGAGAAGACGCUGAUGCCACAUCACUACCAGGAGGAGAAGCGGAAGUCCGAACUGAGGCGAUCGGCUUCGAGGAAUGUUAGCGAAUCCAGUGCUUCGGACGGAAUGGGUUCGCUGUCUGGUGAAGAGCGAAAAGAGGACAAGGUCAGCUCGAGUGACGGCCAAGAAGUGCAGGGUGUUUCAUCUUCGAUGGCGAAAAACGAAGCAGCGGAGAAAGCCGAAAUCCAGAAGCAACAGCAAACACUGGACGAGGAAGACUCGGAGGAUUUCAACGAACAUUACGAGUACGAUCUGGUCGGGGUGACGGUUCACACGGGAAAUGCCGACGGAGGGCAUUACUACAGUUUCAUCAAGGAGCGCAACGAAGACAGCAAUCCGAACCAUCAGGAACGGUGGUUCCUGUUCAACGAUGCCGAAGUCAAGCUCUUCGAUCCGUCGCAGAUUGCGGCCGAGUGCUUUGGAGGGGAAAUGACGAGCAAAACCUACGACUCGGUGACGGAAAAGUAUCUCGAUUUCAGCUUCGAAAAGACCAACUCGGCCUACAUGCUGUUCUACGAGUGGCGAUCGAACAAGGGUUCCAACAUCCAGCGGGAUCAAGCCAGCAAGCCAUCCACCUGCACUUCGGCGUCAUCCUCGUCACCGGGUUCGUCCACUUCGAUGGUAUCGAUUCCGGUUACGGCAACCACCACUAGCAGUAGCAGUGAGCCCCCAGUGACAUCGUCGUCCUAUGCUGGUAGCGCAACAUGCACCAGCGUCGGUAGCAGCAACAACAGCAACACAAUUUGCACUAGCACCGACAUUCCAUCAUCAAGCGCUAGCAAAACGGAAGGCGAGUCCGUUUUGGAGGUGCCGAAAAAACUGUCGGAAGAAGCCGCCGAUAGUUCAAAUGUUCCGCUGCCGUCAAACAUCCGCGAUGCCGAUCAGACUGAGAAACUCAUCCAGAAACAACAUCCCGGUGAAGUAUCAUCGGUAGUAGAUAACCUAAGUAACCUAAGUAAAUGUGAUAUAGAUGUUAAGACUAGCCUACGAAGUGCUGUUGGCGUCGUACCAUCACUGGCCACCGUUACGAGUGCUGCCCCAUCAUCGUCUACACCGUCACCGCUGGCCGCACUGCAAGCCACCUCGCUAAGCAUCCUUCCGCCAUCGGGUCCACUCCUGGGGCCCUCGAUGCUACCAUCGCCAUCAUCUUCAUCCUAUUCGUCCAUUUCGUCGCUCUCCGCACUGACCGCCACCGCCGGAGGAAAUGUUGGCAUUCCGCUAAGUGCCGUCGUACAACAGCCCACCAUCUCCAGUGCCCUGCAACCGUGCUCAUCAUCGUCCGCCUCGUCAUCGGCAUCGGUUUCGUCCCUCGGCUCCGGGCCCUCCCUCGGGCUCGGGCUCGGACUCGUCCGAAUAGGCCCGCCUCCGAAACGGAAACGAAAAAUUCUCAGCAAAGAGCUGGAAGAAUGGAUCUGGCAGGACAACCGACACUUCCUGCAGGAUAGAAACAUCUUCGAGCAUACCUAUUUCAAUUUCAUGUGGCAAAUAUGUGGUCAUAUUCCGCAAACGCUGUUGGCCCUGCCGGAUAUCACAUGCAUUGCCGCGCAGUUGUCGGUGUCGUUCUUCAUCGAGACGUUCAUACACGCUAAAGAGAAGCCCACGAUGGUCCUCUGGGUGGAGCUCCUUACCAAACAAUUCAACGCGAGCCAGGAAGCGUGCGAGUGGUUCCUGAGUCACAUGUCCGCGGAACCGUGGUGGCCCGUGCAGGUCCUGAUCCAGUGUCCCAAUCAAAUGGUCCGGCAGAUGUUCCAACGGUUGGUGAUCCACGUGAUACAGCGGUUGAGGCAAAGUCACAGCGCGCUCUACCUGAAGGUGGAAACCGACGAGGACGGGAACGAAAUCAUCGGUAACGUUUCGUGCGUCACGCGGUUUAUCAAGUCGCUGAUCAUGCUCAUGGAGCAUGGUGCCCGUGCCCAUCUGCGCCAUCUGUCGGAGUUCUUCGGGUUACUGUACGAAUUCUCCCGCAUGGGUGAAGAGGAAGCCCUGUUUCUGCUGCGAAUCAAUGUGAUAAGAAGCGUUGCCGACUUCUACCUCGGCCACAAGGCCCAGGAUUGCAUCGACACCAACUCCGACAACGAGGACAACUCGUCCGAUGAGGCUCUUACGGUUGACAAAAGCCGACCGGCGUCGUUGGAUAAAAUGAUUGCUCUGGUGGCGUCCCUGGUGGAGCGAUCCCGAGGUCCCGACUUGCGGCUGCAUUUGUCCGCUCGGGACUACAAUGCCAUUGCGGGUGGGAAGGGAUUUCCGUUUCUCUACCAGCAGAUUAAGGACAACAUCAAUCCGCACCAGACGAGGCAUUUGAUCCACGCGCUGUGUCGAUGUGACGAACGACUGGCUGGCCAGAUCAUCGCGAUGCUAUUCACUGCCGUGACGAAGCAUACGGAGCUAUGUGGACCGUUUUUCAAAUUGUUAACACUGCUGACAGAAUCCACGGGAGGUCCCUCGGGGUUGCCAUGUUUCUCCCAGCUUGUACUGCAGAGGGUUUGGGAUGCUGCCGAGUACUGUCCGCAGUCCGCUUUGGAUUGGCUGGCGGUGCAGGCUCCUCGGAACAAAAUUGCUCACACCUGGAUCCUUCAAUCGGCCGAAAGCUGGGUCGAAACAUUCCUGCUGGCCCAUAACAAUGCUCGAGUGCGGAAUGCCGCCGCCUAUCUCCUGGUGUCGUUGGUACCGUCGCAAAAUUUCCGCACCAACUUCCGGGCCACUUCUCAUCACAAGCUGACGAUGCAUGCUACCCAGCCGAGGGAAAUUUCAUGCGAAGCUCAACUCAUCCUGCAUACCAUUCUGAAUCUCCUGCUGAGGUUGCUCCGGUCCGCUCGAAACUACACGGACAUAAGCGUCCACGGGACGACCAAGCUGACGGCGUACUUCAAUCUUAUGACGUACUGCUUGGUGUCGAAGACGGAGAAGUUGAUGUUGGGUCCACACUUACGAGCUUUGUGGGAGCUGUUCCAUCCUCGGUUAUCGGAACCUUCGGUUCCAGCGCAUCACAACAAACAGGCUCUGCUGGCGUUCUGGUACCAGGCUACGCUGGAUUGUCCCGAGAAUGCACUGCUCGUCGCAAACUGUCCGGACAUCACCAGGAAUAUUGCAUUUAAUUACAUACUAGCCGAUCACGACGACUCGGAGAUCGUCACCUACAACCGCGCAAUGCUUCCGGUGUACUACGGAUUGCUCCGAAUGUGCUGUCAACAGAGCCGUUUGCUGACCCGUCAGCUAGCCGCUCAUCAAAAUCUGCAGUGGGCCUUCAAGAACAUCACUCCCCAUCCCACGCAGUACCCGCUGGCCGUGGACGAACUGUUCCGGCUUAUGACACUCUUCGCACAACGACAUCCGGAUGCCACGGAAGCGGAACAACGGGAGGUUACCAUAUUUCGCAGAACCACAUUGACAGCCUACCUGAACGGACUGGACGCUCGGGUUUCGUGGGGAACGCUGAUAGCUGCCCUACGGAUUUUGGUCGAUAACGACGAUGAUCGACUGUUUGUAGUACUGAAUGGAGGCAUCACGCUUUGUUUCGACGCUCUUCACACGCUGCACUCCAUGUAUCAUGAGGCUACCGCUUGUCACGUGUUUGGUGACCUGCAAGAACUGCUAACCGAAGUCAUACUUCUGAUCAGCACACUUCGAGCCAGCUGUCGAGAGCAGAAGAAACGCCCCCCACCGGCACUGAUGAAAGGGCUUCCGGAAGCUGUGCGGAGGUUGGCAACCCUGCUGAAUACCUUCAACCCACCGGAGAUGCGAAAUCUCGCUCUAGAGGUUCUCAAAGAACUGGUCAAAUGUGCCCCUCCGGAGAUCAUCAGUACGGUACUGGUGCCGCUGCUAACACACUGCCACACUCAGAACGUUGCGCAUACCAUGGGUCCUCUGGGGUCGUAUUUCCCGAGGCGUGGUAUGAAGGCGACUUGGCCGCCGGUGUCGAAGAACACUCCUCGUCCUCCGCGGCCCAUGGUCCAGAUGAACAUACCACAGUCGCAAAUUUGCGAAAAGGGUUUGGAUAAGGACUUUGAUCUCGCGCUGGAACUGUUCUACCGUCCAUAUCACGAAUUUCUGGAUAUCAUGUUCCGGGUGGCCGUCACCUCCAGUCAAUUCAACGAACCGCUGGUACACCUGUCGUUGCUCAUCGGAAUCGAGGCCGUGGUGCUACACUUUAAUAUCUUUGCCAAGUUUUGGGUUGGCAUCUACAAUAACAAAACAACCAACAGAUACGCGGAGCUGUUGAUCAAGAAUCCACUGCUGGUGGAUUACAUCGAUGAGAUUCUGAGAGACGAGAGACUGUCGCUGAACGAUCCGGUGAUUGCAAACUUUAUCGAAAUUUACUAUCCUAAGGUCAAAUCCCGGCUGGUCGUGCCCCGGUUGCUGGAAUCGAUCUGCCAGCUGCUGCCGGACAAAAGCAAUCUCGAGGACAUCUGCGGCGAUCUGCAGGCGAUCCGCAUCAUCGGCCAGCGGACGGGCAUUCCUGCCUCGGUGAAAACGCUACUGCAGAACUCGCUGCACGCGGUCCUGCUCAAGUUCAAGGACGAGAUGUACAGUGACGAGGAGACGCCACCGAAGCGGCGAAAGAUGACCAUCAACAACAGUUCAGCGCAACAACAACCUCAAGUACAACGACAGCCUAUUUUGCGUUCGCCGGUUUCCGAACCGGAGCAGGAACAGGACAACAAGGCUCCGCAGCAUCUGAUUGUAAACCAUUCCAGUGAGGAGGCGGACAGUGAGCGGAAGCAGCCGGAAGAAUCGACAGUGGCGAAGCCAGUGAGUGAGGAUAAGGAAGAGGAGUCGGCGGUGAGUAAAGUGUGUUCGGAGGCGAUGAACUGCUCCGAAGAGCAACAGCUGCAGCAGCAGCAGCAGGAGAAGAAGGAAGAUGGCGAAGAACGUAUGGAGCAAGAUGGGGUGGCAGGAAGCAGUGAGGCUAGCAGUGAAAAGCGAGAUGAGAGUGUGAAGCAAGACGAGUCAGGUAGUAGUAGUAGUGCCAGUAGCAGUAGCAAAGCAGUCGAAUCGUCGGAGGACAAAGGCAAAAGCAAUCCAUCCGAAGGGGAGCAAUCGAAGCACCAGCAGCAGGGUCUCAGUGAACAGGAACUGUACCAGCGAAAUCUAAUUAAGGACAUCGAAAGUCACAUCGAGCUAAUAUUUGAGUGUUUGGACGACGACGAGGACGAUGAGGAUGGUGGUGGUGCUGGAGCUUCUUCAAAGGCAGCCGCGUCAUCAUCGUCGACGACAAUGCCUCCGAAGGAGGAAUCAGAUGAAGGCGUUGAAUCCGAAGCCGUAAGUAGAAGCAGUUUAAGCAGUGGAACGACGCCAAUUUCGGCGACGGGUUGCCCCAGUCCUAGCAAAAUCAAACGGAGGAACCCAUCCUGUGAAGAACCUCCAGUGAUGAUGAAAGAGGUGGCUACUGCACCGGAACAGACGGAAGCGACGGCGAAGGAAGAUGAAGGCGACGCGAAGGUUGAAUCGUGAGUGCUAGACGUGCGGUAAUAGAGAUUGAAGGCAAGUGAAGAAAGGAAGGCGGCGUAGGUUUUUAAGAAAGCAAGUCAGAAGGAGAAUUUAGGAACAGUCGAUUGAUUAUGCAUAGAGUUUCGGCGAACCAAAAUUGUGAUGUUUUUAAAAGUUAAGAGUUUUUUUUUUGGUACCAAAAAUAUAGAGUGAGCUGAACGAGGGGGUAAGAAGGGUUGAAGGAGGAAUUAGUUUUUUUCUUUCGUGUCUAAAUUUAUUUGUGAAGCAUUAUUUUUUCGGCAUUCGAAAGUCACCAGUAGUAAGGGUCCUUCUCGUUUAAAUACAACAUUGUGGGUAGAGAAUUUGCGUGAGCGAACGUUGAAC
Ochlerotatus camptorhynchus is the source of this 13795-nucleotide messenger RNA. RefSeq names its product ubiquitinyl hydrolase 1 puf (gene puf). NCBI's taxonomy places the organism in Eukaryota, Metazoa, Arthropoda, Insecta, Diptera, Culicidae. Gene Ontology annotation, biological process: protein deubiquitination. Gene Ontology annotation, molecular function: cysteine-type deubiquitinase activity. The record is from RefSeq and is a predicted model, not a curated record. The coding region runs from base 743 to 13435 and encodes 4230 amino acids. Gene Ontology annotation, cellular component: nucleus; cytosol. The transcript has 18 exons.